This is a messenger RNA of Vigna unguiculata (cowpea), 863 nucleotides long. Its product is annotated as dirigent protein 22 pseudogene. NCBI's taxonomy places the organism in Eukaryota, Viridiplantae, Streptophyta, Magnoliopsida, Fabales, Fabaceae. The record is from RefSeq and is a predicted model, not a curated record.
UCCAUCUUCUUACACUAUUGCCACAAGACCAAUCUUCAUCAACUAUGGCUACCCAAUUCCUCAUUCUCACCCUUCUCAUCUUCUGCAGCACCCUCACUUUCACCACAGCCCAAGACACAGACACAGGUUUCGUAGGUUCACCAGAUCCCAAGACAUUAGGUUUAAAGAAAAAAAAAAGUUUUAGCCAUUUCCGGUUUUACUUCCACGAGAGGUUCUCGGGAAGCAACCCCACCUCCGUCUUUGUAGUUCCGCCUGUACCUAAGUUCAACUCCACCACCUCUUUCGGCACGGUGGGGGUCUUGGACACCACCUUGACAGUGGGACCGGAGCCAACCUCCAAGGUCGUGGGAAGAAUCGAGGGCUUGGUUGCAGCAACGUCGCAGAGGGUUUUUACCUUGUCGGUGAUUCUGAACUUCGUGUUAACCGAAGGGAAGUACAAUGGGAGCACCAUCACUUUGUUGGGGAGGAACAGCAUCGCACAAAAGAUCAGGGAGAUUCCUGUGAUUGGUGGCACUGGAUUGUUCAGAUUUGCCACGGGAUAUGCAGAGACUAAUACCAUUUUUCUUGAUCCAAAAACGACGGACACCAUUGAAUACAACAUUUAUGUUUCCCACUACUGAUGAGUUAAAUUAACGUAGUGUUUUAGUUACUUAUUCUGUGUCACACUGUUUCGAAUUUCCAUGUUUCCUUCUAGAUUGGGUGUGUGGGAACAUUGUUUACCGGGUUAUAGUGUUAUAUUGUUUUGUUUUUAGUGUUGUGAAGAUAGAAAGAAUUGUAUACCUGAUUAGUACGGUUUGCUCAUGUGAUUCGAAUAUGAAUGUCCAAUAGUAUAUUUUUCAAAUUUUAGAAUACUAGUUAUAUGU